AUUUUCAUCAGGCGAAAAUGCAGACAGCGCUUUAUGUGGCCUUCCAUAUCAUUUGUGUUGGUACAAAAUCGUGUUGACAAGUUACCGAACCAAGCUUUAAAAAAUUAGCUUGUUAUUUUAUUAGUGUCAGAAAAUCGUUAUAUCAGUCAUUAUUAGAGUUCGUUAUAACAUUGACAUCGUUAUUGUCAUUCCAGUGAAGAAAUGUCGACGCCAUUUGAGAAGCCACAAAUUAUAGCUCACGUUCAGAAAAGCUUGAACUACACAGUGUUUGACAGUAAAUGGAUUCCUUGUAGUGCAAAGUUUGUCUGUCUGGGAAACUAUGCAAGGGGCACCGGAGUGAUGCAAAUAUACGAGGUGGAACAUGGAGAGGUUAAACUCGUAAAAGAGGUAGCAAAUGUUGUAUUGUUUGUGCUUUGUUUUCUAUCUAGUUAGCUCACGCUUUUAGCUAGCUAGGUAAGUGUUAGCAUUGUAGUUUGUUCUGGAAAAGUCGUUCGGAUACCUUUGUUACUAUAGCAACUAGUAACACAAUGACCCCUGUCGGUCUGUGAAACUGCAGCAGCGAUUGUAGCUAGAUUGGUUUCUACUGUCACUUGACUGUUGUUAACAGUGCAAUGUCAAAAACACACAUACACGAAUAGCAACCAUGCAUGUUCAUGUUGUUAUCUGUUGCAGUCGUUUGGACCCUAGCGAUAACUAUUUGGACCCCUGUUUCCCAAAGACAAGACAGUACCCCUUUUUGAGGCAAUCCAUCUAAUGAAUUUCAGUAAUGUAGACACAUUUUCAGUAAUGGACAAGGUCACAAGCAUAACAAUGUCCUGUUAUCUUUCACAGAUCGAGAAAGCAAAGCCCAUCAAGUGUGGUACAUUCGGGGCCAGCUCUCUACAACAAAGACAUAUAGCAACUGGGGACUUUGAUGGAAAUCUCAAUAUAUGGUAGCCUAUUUAUUUAUCAACUAUUUUGACAAGACAUAUCACAUGUCUUGUCAAAUAGAUUUACCCUACCACCAGCAUGUGCUGCUAUACAUCAUAAAAGCUAUCUCUAGUAAGAACAUUGGUGACAGUGUGUCCAGACGCCUGGUCCCAGGUCUGUUUGUACUAGCCAACUCCUUUGCGACCAUAUAGGAGACGGUGGCUAUGCAGCACUAACAGAUCUAGGACCAGGCUAUGUGCCUGUACAAUCAAAAUCAAAUGUUAUUUGUCACAUGCUUCGUAGACAACGUGUAGACUAACAGUGAAAUGCUUACGUACGGGUCCUUUUCCAACAGUGCAGAGUUAAAGAUUAGAUAAAAAAUAUAUAUAUAAAAAGUGACACGAGGAAUAAAUACACAGUGAAUAAUGAAUAAAAAUAAUAUGUCUAUAUAUAGGGAGUAGACAAUAACAUACCCUCCUGUAGCUCAGUUGGUAGAGCAUGGCGCUUGCAACGCCAGGGUUGUGGGUUCGAUUCCCACGGGGGGCCAGUAUGAAAAAUGUAUGCACUAACUGUAAGUCGCUCUGGAUAAGAGCGUCUGCUAAAUGACUAAAAGGUAAAAUGGCUAUAUACAGGGAGUGCCAGUACUGAGUCGAUGUGCAGGGGUACUGUACAUAUAGGUAGGGGUAAAGUGACUGGGCAGUAUGUGUGAGUGUGUGGGUAGUGUCCAGUAGGAGUCAGUGCAAGGGAGUUGGUGUCAAUGCAGGUAGUCUGGUUAGCCAUUUGAUUAGCUAUUUAGUAGACUUGUUUAGAAGUCUUAUGGCUUGGGGAUAGAGGCUAUUCCAGCUCCUGUUGGUUCCAGACUUGGUAUUUUGGUACCUAGUUGCCUGUGCGGUCGUCAUCUGAUCCUGUGAUAUCCCCUGUCUGUCUGUAGGAACCUGGAGGUGCCCGACGUGUCUGUGUACUCUGUGAAGGCCCACAAGGAGAUCGUGAACAGCAUAGAUGGUGUCGGGGGUCUGGGGAUCGGUGACGGGGCCCCCGAGAUCGUGACUGGGAGCAGAGAUGGUAAUUAUUAUAUAUUUUUUAAAAGAUUACUUUAAUCCUGAGGGUGUAGCUAGGAUUCUUAGGCAAGCACUCGUAGGAUGCUGUAAAAGAAGAUAGAAUACAGACAGAAGUCAUAAAUUCAUUAACAUCAACUGAGUUUCAAGUUUUAGUUUCAAGUACAGGAUACACAUGGUAUCCAGUAUACAAAUCAAAUCAAAUCAAAUUUUAUUGGUCACAUGCGCCGAAUACAACAGGUGCAGACAUUACAGUGAAAUGCUUACUUACAGCCCUUAACCAACAGUGCAUUUAUUUUUAACGGAAAAAUAAAAAUAAAACAACAACAAAAAAAGUGUUGAGAAAAAAAGAGCAGAAGUAAAAUAAAAUAACAGUAGGGAGGCUAUACAGUGGGGGAAAAAUGUAUUUAGUCAGCCACCAAUUGUGCAAGUUCUCCCACUUAAAAAGAUGAGAGAGGCCUGUAAUUUUCAUCAUAGGUACACGUCAACUAUGACAGACAAAAUGAGGAAAAAAAAUCCAGAAAAUCACAUUGUAGGAUUUUUAAUGAAUUUAUUUGCAAAUUAUGAUGGAAAAUAAGUAUUUGGUCAAUAAUAAAAGUUUCUCAAUACUUUGUUAUAUACCCUUUGUUGACAAUGACACAGGUCAAACGUUUUCUGUAAGUCUUCACAAGGUUUUCACACACUGUUGCUGGUAUUUUGGCCCAUUCCUCCAUGCAGAUCUCCUCUAGAGCAGUGAUGUUUUGGGGCUGUCGCUGGGCAACACAGACUUUCAACUCCCUCCAAGAUUUUCUAUGGGGUUGAGAUCUGGAGACUGGCUAGGCCACUCCAGGACCUUGAAAUGCUUCUUACGAAGCCACUCCUUCGUUGCCCGGGCGGUGUGUUUGGGAUCAUUGUCAUGCUGAAAGACCCAGCCACGUUUCAUCUUCAAUGCCCUUGCUGAUAGAAGGAGGUUUUCACUCAAAAUCUCACGAUACAUGGCCCCAUUCAUUCUUUCCUUUACACGGAUCAGUCGUCCUGGUCCCUUUGCAGAAAAACAGCCCCAAAGCAUGAUGUUUCCACCCCCAUGCUUCACAGUAGGUAUGGUGUUCUUUGGAUGCAACUCAGCAUUCUUUGUCCUCCAAACACGACGAGUUUAGUUUUUACCAAAAAGUUAUAUUUUGGUUUCAUCUGACCAUAUGACAUUCUCCCAAUCCUCUUCUGGAUCAUCCAAAUGCACUCCAGCAAACUUCAGACGGGCCUGGACAUGUACUGGCUUAAGCAGGGUGACACGUCUGUCACUGCAGUAUUUGAGUCCCUGGCGGCGUAGUGUGUUACUGAUGGUAGGCUUUGUUACUUUGGUCCCAGCUCUCUGCAGGUCAAUCACUAGGUCCCCCCGUGUGGUUCUGGGAUUUUUGCUCACCGUUCUUGUGAUCAUUUUGACCCCACGGGGUGAGAUCUUGCGUGGAGCCCCAGAUCGAGGGAGAUUAUCAGUGGUCUUGUAUGUCUUCCAUUUCCUAAUAAUUGCUCCCACAGUUGCUUUCUUCAAACCAAGCUGCUUACCUAUUGCAGAUUCAGUCUUCCCAGCCUGGUGCAGGUCUACAAUUUUGUUUCUGGUGUCCUUUGACAGCUCUUUGGUCUUGGCCAUAGUGGAGUUUGGAGUGUGACUAUUUGAGGUUGUGGACAGGUGUCUUUUAUACUGACAACAAGUUCAAACAGGUGCCAUUAAUACAGGUAACGAGUGGAGGACAGAGGAGCCUCUUAAAGAAGAAGUUACAGGUCUGUGAGAGCCAGAAAUCUUGCUUGUUUGUAGGUGACCAAAUACUUAUUUUCCACCAUAAUUUGCAAAUAAAUUCAUAAAAAAUCCUACAAUGUGAUUUUCUGGAUUUUCUUUUCUCAAUUUGUCUGUCAUAGUUGACGUGUACUUAUGAUGAAAAUUACAGGCCUCUCUCAUCUUUUUAAGUGGGAGAACUUGCACAAUUGGUGGCUGACUAAAUACUUUUUUUCCCCACUGUAUAUACAGGGGGGUACCGGUGCAGAGUCAAUGUGCGGGGGCACCGGCUAGUUGAGGUAGUUGAAGUAAUAUGUACAUGUGGGUAGAGUUAAAGUGACUAUGCAUAAAUAAUUAACAGAGUAGCAGCAGCGUAAAAAGGAUGGGGUGGGGGGGCAGUGCAAAUAGUCCGGGUAGCCAUGAUUAGCUGUUCAGGAGUCUUAUGGCUUGGGGGUAGAAGCUGUUGAGAAGUCUUUUGGACCUAGACUUGGCACUCCGGUACCGCUUGCCAUGCGGUAGCAGAGAGAACAGUCUAUGACUAGGGUGGCUGGAGUCUUUGACAAUUUUGAGGGCCUUCCUCUGACACCGCCUGGUAUAGAGGUCCUGGAUGGUAGGAAGCUUGGCCCCAGUGAUGUACUGGGCCGUACGCACUACACUCUGUAGUGCCUUGCGGUCGGAGGCAAAGCAGUUGCCAUACCAGGCGGUGAUGCAACCAGUCAGGAUGCUCUUGAUGGUGCAGCUGUAUAAUUUUUUGACGAUCUGAGGACCCAUGCCAAAUCUUUUCAGUCUCCUGAGGGGGAAUAGGCUUUGUCGUGCCCUCUUCACGACUGUCUUGGUGUGUUUGGACCAUGAUAGUUCGUUGGUGAUGUGGACACCAAGGAACUUGAAGCUCUCAACCUGUUCCACUACAGCCCCGUCGAUGAGAAUGGGGGCGUGCUCAGUCCUCUUUUUUUUCCUGUAGUCCACAAUCAUCUCCUUUGUCUUGGUCACGUUGAGGGAGAGGUUGUUGUCCUGGCACCACACGGCCAGGUCUCUGACCUCCUCCCUAUAGGCUGUCUCAUCGUUGUCGGUGAUCAGGCCUACCACUGUUGUGUCGUCGGCAAACUUAAUGAUGGUGUUGGAGUCGUGCCUGGCCAUGCAGUCAUGGGUGAACAGAGAGUACAGGAGGGGACUGAGCACGCACCCCUGAGGGGCCCCCGUGUUGAGGAUCAGUGUGGCAGAUGUGUUGUUACCUACCCUUACCACCUGGGGGUGGCCCGUCAGGAAGUCCAGGAUCCAGUUGCAGAGGGAGGUGUUUAGUCCCAGGAUCCUUAGCUUAGUGAUGAGCUUAGAGGGCACUAUGGUGUUGAAUGCUGAGCUGUAGUCAAUGAAUAGCAUUCUCACGUAGGUGUUCCUCUUGUCCAGGUGGGAAAGGGCAGUGUGGAGUGCAAUAGAGAUUGCAUCAUCUGUGGAUCUGUUGAGGCGGUAUGCAAAUUGGAGUGGGUCUAGGGUUUCUGGGAUAAUGCUGUUGAUGUGAGCCAUGACCAGCCUUUCAAAGCACUUCAUGGCUACAGACGUCAGUGCUACGGGUCGGUAGUCAUUUAGGCAGGUUAUCUUAGAGUCCUUGGGCACAGGGACUAUGGUGGUCUGCUUGAAACAUGUUGGUAUUACAGACUCAGUCAGGGACAUGUUGAAAAUGUCAGUGAAGACACUUGCCAGUUGGUCAGCACAUGCUCGGAGUACACGUCCUGGUAAUCCGUCUGGCCCUGCGGCCUUGUGAAUGUUGACCUGCUUAAAAGUCUUACUCACAUCGGCUACGGAGAGCGUGAUCACAUAGUCAUCCGGAACAGCUGGUGCUCUCAUGCAUGCUUCAGUGUUGCUUGCCUCGAAGCGAGCAUAGAAGUGGUUUAGCUCGUCUGGUAGGCUUGUGUCACUGGGCAGCUCGCGGCUGUGCUUCCCUUUGUAGUCUGUAAUAGUUUUCAAGCCCUGCCACAUCCGACGAGCGUCAGAGCCAGUGUAGUACGAUUCAAUCUUAGUCCUGUAUUGACUCUUUGCCUGUUUGAUGGUUCGUCGGAGGGCAUAGCGGGAUUUCUUAUAAGCGUCCGGGUUAGAGUCCCGUUCCUUGAAAGCGGCAGCUCUACCCUUUAGCUCAGUGCGGAUGUUUCCUGUAAUCCAUGGCUUCUGGUUGGGGUAUGUACGUACGGUCACUGUGGGGACGACAUCAUCGAUGCACUUAUUGAUGAAGCCAGUGACUGAUGUGGUGUACUCCUCAAUGCUGUCUGAAGAAUCCCGGAACAUGUUCCAGUCUGUGCUAGCAAAACAGUCCAACUAAAUGCUUUCUUUCAGGUUCCUUCUCGACAAUACAACAACAAUAAGAAAUAAUAAAGAUAAGAAUACGAACAUAAAGUAAAUAGCUCAGUAGAAUAGAAUAAACAUUUAGCAUAAGUAUAAUACAGGAAGGCACACUUUAUAGUAGUACAAUAUUUACAGUACUUUCAGAAAGUAUUCACAUCCCUUGACUUUUUCCACAUUUUGUUGUGUUACAAAGUGGGAUUCAAAUGGAUUUAAUUGUCAUUUUUGGUCAACGAGCUACACAAAAUACUCUGUAAUGUCAAAGUGGAAAAAAAAUUCUAACAUUUGUAAGAAAUAACACUCAUAUCUUCAUUAGAUAAGUAUUCAACCCCCAGAGUCAAUACGUGUUAGAAUCACCUUUGGCAGUGAUUACAACUGUGAGUCUUUCUGGUUAAGUCUCUAAGAGCUUUCCACACCUGGAUUGUACAAUAUUUGCACAUUCUAAUUUUUAAAAGUCUUCAAGCUCUGUCAAGUUGGUUGUUGAUCAUUGCUAGACAGCCAUUUUCAAGUCUUGCCAUAUACAGUACCAUUCAAACGUUUGGAAACACCUACUCAUUCAAGGGUUUUUCUUGAUUUUUACUAUUUUCUACAUUGUAGAAUAAUAGUGAAGACAUCAAAACUAUGAAAUAACACAUAUGAAAUCAUGUAGUAACCAAAAAAGUGUUAAACAAAUCAAAAUAUAUUUUAGAUGUUAGAUUCUUCAAAGUAGCCACGCUUUGCCUUGAUGACAGCUUUGCACACCCUUGAGAUGUGUUAAGAGUCAGCAGGGAGGAGGUGUUGUUGCCAAUCCUCACAGCCUGUGGUCUGCCCGUCAGGAAGUCCAGGACACACCCCUGGGGGGCCCCUGUGUUAAGAGUCAGUGUGGAGGAGGUGUUGUUGCCAAUCCUCACAGCCUGUGGUCUGCCCCUCAGGAAGUCCAGGACACACCCCUGGGGGGCCCCUGUGUUAAGAGUCAGUGUAGAGGAGGUGUUGUUGCCAAUCCUCACAGCCUGUGGUCUGCCCGUCAGGAAGUCCAGGGUCCAGUUGCAGAGGGUGGUGUCCAGACCCAGGGCUCUGAGCUUGGUGUCGCGCUUGGAGGGAACAAUAGAGUUGAAUGCUGAACUAUAGUCAAUGAACAGCAUUCCCCUUGACUUUUUCCAUAUUUUGUUAAUUUACAGCCUUAUUCUGAAAUGGAUUAAAUUGUUUUCCCCCUCAAUCUACACACAAUAACCAAUAAUGACAAAGCAAAAACAGGAUUUUAUACAUUUUUGCACAUUUAUACAAAAUAAUCAACUGAAAUAUCACAUUUACAUAAGUAUUCAGACCCUUUACUCAGUACUUUGUUGAAGCACCUUUGGCAGCGAUUACAGCCUCGAGUCUUCUUGGGUAUGAUGCUACAAGCUUGGCACACCUGUAUUUUGGGAUUUAUGGGGUAUAAAGUUAUGUACAGCAACCCAAGGUGUAAAAUAUUUAAAUAAUGGUUACUUCUCAGAAAGUAUUGAGCUUUUAAGGAGUAAAACAAGGCUGUCCGUUGUCUCCAUAUCUAUUUAUUAUGGCCAUUGAAAUGCUAGCUAUUAAAAUUAGAUCCAACAAGAACAUCAAGGGGUUAGAAAUCCAGGGGAUGAAAACAAAAGUGUAAGUGUUUGCCGAUGACUCAAGUUUCUUCUUAAGUCCGCAAUCUGGAUCCCUGCACAGUCUCAUUGAAGAUCUUGAUCCCUUUUCUGACCUCUCUGGACUAAAACCUAAUUAUGACAAGUGUACCAUAUUACAUAUUGGAUCGUUAAAAGACACAGUGUUUACACUACCUUGUAGUUUACCAAUAAAAUGGACGGAUGGUGAAGUAGACGUACUUGGUAUUCAUAUCUAAAAAAAAUAUCAAUUAACUUACCACAAUCAAUUUAAAUAGGAAGUUAGCAAAAAUAGAUAAGAUUCUGCAACCAUGGAGAGGUAAAUACUUGUCUAUUUAUGGAAAAAUCACAUUGAUUAACUCUUUGGUCCUAUCUCAGUUUACUUACUUACUGAUGGCGCUGCCUACUCCAGACAACUCGUUUUUUUAAAUCAUAUGAGCAAAAAGUAUUUCAUUUUAUUUGGAAUGCUAAGCCAGACAAAAAAAAAAGAUUGUGGGAGGUGUUUUGUUAGACUUCAGUGCGGCUUUUGACGUCAUCGAUCAUAGUCUGCUGCUGGAAAAACAUAUUUAUUAUGGCUUUACACCCCCUGCUAUAUUGUGGAUAAAGAGUUACCUGUCUAACAGAACACAGAGGGUGUUCUUUAAUGGAAGCCUCUCCAAAAUAAUCCAGGUAGAAUCACGCAUUCUCCAGGGCAGCUGUCUAGGCCCCUUACUUUUUUCAAUUUUUACUAAUGACAUACCACUGGCUUUGAGUAAAGCCAGUGUGUCUAUGAAUGCGGAUGACUCAACACUAUACACGUCAGCUACUACAGUGAGUGAAAUCACUGCAACACUUAACAAAGAGCUACAGUUAGUUUCAGAAUGGGUGGCAAUAAAUAAGUUAGUCCUAAAUAUUUCAAAAAACUAAAAGCAUUGUAUUUGGGACAAAUCAUUCACUAAACCAUAAACGCCAACUAAAUAUUGUAAUGAAUAAUGUGGAAAUUGAGAAAGUUGAGGUGACUAAACUGCUUGGAGUAACCCUGGAUUGUAAACCGUCAUGGUCAAAACAUGUUGAUGCAACAGUAGAAGUCUGUCCAUAAUAAAGUGAUGCUCUGCCUUUUUAACAGCACUAUCAACAAAGCAGGUCCUACUGGCCCUUGUUUUGUAGCACCUGGACUACUGUUCAGUCGUGGGGUCAGGUGCCACAAGGAGGGACUAUUGGCUCCGAUCAGGGCAGCGCGGCUGGCCCUUAAAUGUACACGGAGAGCUAACGUUAAUAAUAUGCAUGUCAAUCUCUCAUGGCUCAAAGUGGAGGAGAGAUCGACUUCAUCACUACUUGUUUUUGUAAGAAGUGUUGACAUGCUGAAUGCACCGAGGUGUCUGUUUUAAACUACUAGCACACAGCUCGGACACCCAUGCAUACCCCAUAAGACAUGCCACCAGAGGUCUCUUCGCAAUCUCCAAGUCCAGAACGGACUAUGGGAGGCGCACAGUACUACAUAGAGCCAUGGCUACAUGGAACUCCAUUUCACAUCAGAUAACUGAUACAAGCAGUAGAAUCCGAUUUUUUUUCCAAAACAGCCUCUUGAAGCACUUCAUGAUGACUGGGGUGAGUGCGACAAGGCGAUAGUCAUUUGGCCAUGUCGCCUUGAUUUUCUUGGACACUGGGAUGAUGGUGGUCACAGGUUGAAGAUGUCCGAGAAGAGAGCCAACAGUUGGUCAGCACAAACUCUGAGGACGCGACCAGCAGGGUUCUUACAGUCAUGAAAAUCCUGGAAAAGUCAUGGAAUUUUAAAAUGGUGUUUUCCAGGCCUGGAAAAGUUUUGGGAAAAUGAUAAAAAUCCCAAAAAGUCAUGGAAAUUAAUUUCAUAAUUUCUGUAAAUGUAAUUUAGUUAGGCACAGUUUUAUAAAUAUGUUAUCAAUCAAUUUACAAAUCAACAUAUCAGCCAGGAUCGGAAUGACACUUUAGCGCGGCUGUGUAUGCAUGCAUCACCUGCAUGUGUGCGAAACGAAUGGGCCGCAGUGUUGCCAACUUAGUGACUGUCGCUAGAUUUAUGCUCCUUUGAGACCCCUCUUUCAAAGUCACUGAGAUCUCUUCUUCUAGCCAUGGUAGCCAAAAUGAUGGCCAACUGGGCAUUUUUAUACAUGACCCUAAGCAUGAUGGGAUGUUCAUGGCUUAAUUAAGUCAGGAACCACACUUGUGUGGAAGCACCUGCUUUCGAUAUACUUGUAUCUCUCAUUUACUCGUUUCCUUUAUAUUGUCAGUUGCCUGUAUAUUCCUCAAUGUUGAUGGACGAGUCCUGGAUGGAUUAAUCUUUUAACAUAUUCCAAUCAGUAUUCUCAAAACAGUCCUGCAGUGCCGCCAUCUUACAUGAGGCAUCAAAAUAUGUGUUUAAUGUUAUCCCUGCUGUCUGUGUUCUGUCUUCCAGGGACAGUGAAGGUGUGGGACCCCAGACAGAAGGACUCACCUGUGGCGAACAUGGAGCCAGGGGAGGGGGAGGCCAAGAGAGACUGCUGGACCGUAGCUUUUGGUACGUAUGGGGAAAAAUACUAGCAUAAUGGAAACCCGUGGUUUCCCAUGCUGCAUCGCUCCUGUCACUUCACUCAUCUGCGCUCAUCUCAAAUCUGCAUUGGGACGCAGGAAUGAAUAGAUCUCAUGUUAUCCUUCGCUUGCAGAAAUUAGCAAAGCAUAGGUCCUAAAUGUCUAAGUUACUACAUUUAAAACACCAUCAUAAUGAUAAUUUAACCCCUCUGAGUAAAGUCUGUUUGACCAUUUCUUCUCCAGGCCACGCCUUCAAUGACCAGGACCGCUGUGUGUGUGCUGGCUACGACAACGGAGACAUCAAGCUCUUUGACCUCAGGAACAUGUCUCUCCGGUGGGAAACCAACAUUAAAAAUGGGGUGAGGCCACCUGAAGAUGCCAAGGGCCGGUUUCCUGCACCCAGAUUAAAGGGAGAGUGCCAGAUUUAGGCAAUUGAGCUAUUUUUCGAUUUACCCAGAGACAGAUUAACUGAUGGGUAAAAAUGGUAUGUCUCUGCGUGCAGUGUGCUAGCUGUACCUGUAGACCUCCAGUCAUCGUGCUAACGCUAGUUAGCAACAUCUCUUAAAACUAUCUUGAACCUUCUUCAUACUGGACGCAGAGGCAUACUGGACACAGAGACAUACAGGACGCAGAGACAUAUCAAUUAGUUAAUUUACUCUGGGUAAGUAUAAAUUGUUGGCUGGUUUCCUGGACACAGAUUAAGCCUUCUUCUCAACUAAAAUCUCGCACUGUCCCUUUAAGCUCAGUUCUAUUCUGAAAUGCACUUUCAAUGGAGAUUCUAGUCGAGAAGAAUGCUUAGGGCUCUGUUCUAUCCGCACCGCGGAAGUUCAGCUUUACAGCGUGAUUGAAAUGUAAAGGCAAUGUUCCCGCUUUAGCGGAGACUGCGUUCAGGGUAAACGCUGCAAUAUGUCGGCUCAAUCGGAAAUGACCUUUACAUUUCUAUGGCGGAAUCGGUAAUGCUUCAGCAUUACAGGUUGAAUAGAGCCCUUAAUCUGUGUCCAGGAAAUCAGCCCUGAAUGUCUGGAGAAUUAUAUGGUAGUAGUGGUCUGUACCUUCUUUUUGCUCGAUUCGAUAUUGACACAGUAACAGCAGAAUAGCAGCUACCUUCAUAUUGUGACUAUGAACAGCCAACCUUGAUAUACGUUAAAGGCCCAGUGCAGUCAAAAUUCAGUUUUUCCUGUGUUUUGUAUCAUAUUGUACAACAGCUGAUGAAACUAACACUUUAAAGGUGUGAAAAAUGUUGAUCAGUGUUAUUUCCUGAUAGUUGCUGGUUGAAAAUACAAUCUACACAGGACCUUCUAAUCAGCCUGUUUGAAUGGGCAGGAGUUUUGGCUUGUUUAGUAGACCAAUAACAAUGAGUUCCAAACCUCUCUGCCAAUAACAGCUAGUUUUAAGUUCCCCCCUCCCCACUCAGACCAUUCCCAGACAGUCCAAGCAAAAUUAUUGCUUGAGAAAGUGUUUUUUGUUGCAAAAAAAGCAAUUUUUGUCAAUUUUAAUGGAAAACUAUUACAAUUUUUACCUUUUGACAUUGGACAUUUUGAAAUGUUUUUCCUGGAUUAUUGGUGUUGUGUAUGUAAUGUUUCAUGCUCUUAUACAUGUCUAUCUGUAUUCUACAAGGGCCCAUUUUUUCCCCUUUCAACACUGAGACCCAAUCGGUGGAAAAAGUAUAUUUUAAUAUAUUACGUGUAUACUUAAAUAUACUACGAAUUAAUAGAAUAUACUUCAAAAUACCAGAUGUACUUUUCUAGUAUAUCAUUAAGUAUGCUUUACACAUACUAUCAUUUCACUUCAAUACACUUCUAGGAGCUGAAGUUAGUUCUACUGAGGACAUUUAUCUGCUAGGAGCUGAAGUUAGUUCUACUGAGGACAUUUCUCUCGGUGCUAGGAGAUGAAGUUAGUUCUACUGUGGACAUUUCUCUGCUAGGAGCUGAAGUUAGUUCUACUGGGGACAUUUCUCUCGGUGCUAGGAGCUGAAGUUAGUUCUACUGAGGACAUUUCUCUGCUAGGAGCUAAAGUUAGUUCUACUGAGGACAUUUCUCUCGGUGCUAGGAGCUGAAGUUAGUUCUACUGAGGACAUUUCUCUGCUAGGAGCUGAAGUUAGUUCUACUGAGGUCAUUUCUCUGCUAAGAGCUGAAGUUAGUUCUACUGAGGUCAUUUCUCUGCUAGGAGCUAAAGUUAGUUCUACUGAGGACAUUUCUCUCGGUGCUAGGAGCUGAAGUUAGUUCUACUGAGGACAUUUCUCUCGGUGCUAGGAGCUGAAGUUAGUUCUACUGAGGACAUUUCUCUGCUAGGAGCUGAAGUUAGUUCUAUUGAGGACAUUUCUCUGCUAGGAGCUGAAGUUAGUUCUACUGAGGUCAUUUCUCUGCUAGGAGCUGAAGUUAGUUCUGCUGAGGUCAUUUCUCUGCUAGGAGCUGAAGUUAGUUCUACUGAGGACAUUUCUCUGCUAGGAGCUGAAGUUAGUUCUGCUGAGGUCAUUUCUCUGCUAGGAGCUGAAGUUAGUUCUGCUGAGGUCAUUUCUCUGCUAGGAGCUGAAGUUAGUUCUACUGAGGACAUUUCUCUGCUAGGAGCUGAAGUUAGUUCUGCUGAGGUCAUUUCUCUGCUAGGAGCUGAAGUUAGUUCUACUGAGGACAUUUCUCUGCUAGGAGCUGAAGUUAGUUCUACUGAAGUCAUUUCUCUCAGUGCUAGGAGCUGAAGUUAGUUCUACUGAGGUCAUUUCUCUGCUAGGAGCUGAAGUUAGUUCUACUGAGGUCAUUUCUCUGCUAGGAGCUGAAGUUAGUUCUACUGAGGUCAUUUUUCUGCUAGGAGCUGAAGUUAGUUCUACUGAGGUCAUUUCUCUCAGUGCUAGGAGCUGAAGUUAGUUCUACUGAGGACAUUUCUCUGCUAGGAGCUGAAGUUAGUUCUACUGAGGUCAUUUCUCUCAGUGCUAGGAGCUGAAGUUAGUUCUACUGAGGUCAUUUCUCUGGUAUGGCUCGGCUGUCCGGCUGUCCGCUCCAAGGACUCAGUGCCUCAUUGUGUUAUUUUCUUUUAUAACUGUCCGGCAGGUAUGCCACGUGGAGUUUGACAGGAAGGAUAUCAACAUGAACAAGCUAGUGGCCACUUCAUUGGAGGGGAAAUUCCACGUCUUUGACAUGAGGACCCAGCACCCCACCAAGGGCUUCGACUCCGUUUCCGAAAAGGUAAUUAGCGAAAUAGAAGGCUUACCUUUGGUGGGGUGCUGACGGGAAAAGCGUCAAAGGUUAUUUUUCAUCCUCCGGUGCCGGUGAGUCCGUUGUGGUUACGGAGAGAGAGAAAGUCAGUUUGAAUGUUUUCACAACUGGAUCUGUGUUUUUCUUACAUGCUCAUUGCCAUGAAGUUGCCUGCCAAAGACCACAUACGGUCGGAGGAGAGCGAGUGUGGCUUUUUCAAUCGUUCCUCUGUGAAAUGAAAACACACUUGACUAAAUUGCAUUAAAGCCCAGGGGUGCGUCCCACAUGGCACUCUUUCCACUAUAUAGUACACUACUUUUGACCAGAGCCCUAUGGGUAACCUAGCGGUUAGAGCAGGGGUGUCAAACUCAUUUUAGCUCAGGGGCCACAUGGAGGAAAAUCUAUUCCCAAGUGGGCCGGACCGGAAAAAUCAUGGUAUAUAUAACUUAAAAACAACAACUUCAGAUUGUUUUCUUUGUUUUAAUACGAUCAACAUACAACAUAAAGCUGGAGCCUGAGGACAGUGUGUCCAAAAUAGUACAAGCACAACAUGACUAUUAAUCAUAAAACACGUCAAGUUUAUUUGAAAAUUCAAAAGAAAAAGAACACACAAACACACAAUGCCUCAGUGAUUAACAGAACUGUUUCACAGAUCACAGAACUAUAUCAGGGUGUCAUUUCUCAGGCAGAAAUGUAGAUAAAAAUAAUGAAAUCCUGUUCCCCAAACAAGUGCAAGAACCACAGAGUCAAGAAUAGGUUAAAUAUACAAAUAAAAUCAAUUAAAAACAAUAGCACAUCAACAUAAAAACAUAAACAUAAAUCUGAAAGCGUUGCUCAAACUCCCGUAACAGUCCCGUUAUUUUAUCUUUGAACCGCUUCAUGUCUGCCACAUGUUGGGUCGCGCACACAUUUUUCAGACAGGGGAAGUGAGCUGCAUCACCACCGGCAAGUUGUCUCCCACAAUGACAGCUUCAACUUGAAAGAACGUAUGCUGUCAUAAUACUGCGUGACAACUUUGUUGCGCCCUUGCAGCUGUUUGUUCAAGUUAUUCAGGUGCUCUGUAACAUCCACCAUAAAUGCAAGGUCCUGCAUCCAUUCUGCGGAAUGAAAUUCUAACACUGGUUUGCCCUUUUCUUCCAUGAACUGUUCAAUUUCUUCUCGUAAAUCAAAGAAACGCCUCAGCACAGCACCUCGGCUUAACCAUCUUACCUCAGUGUGGUAUGGCAGGCCAUAGAUGUGGUCUUUCUCUCUGAGAAGGCUGUCAAACUGACGGUGAUUCAGGCUUCUGGAUCGGAUGAAAUUAACAGUUUGGAUGACCACCUUCAUGACGUUAUCCAUCUUUAAUGACUUGCAACACAAAGCCUCCUGGUGCAAAAUACAGUGAAAAGUCAAAAAAUCACGUCCUCCAUUUGAAAAUUGCACUUUCUCUCUGAACUUUGUCACAACGCCUGCUUUUUUCCCGAUCAUUGAGGGCGCACCAUCUGUAGCCAGGCUGACAGCGCGGGACCAGUCCACUCCGACUCUGUCCAGCGCGCCGACGAGUGCGGUAAAAAUAUCAGCUGCUGUCGUUGUAUCUGUCAUCGGCACCAACUCCACGAACUCCUCGGUGACGGUCAAUGUGUCAUCAACUCCGCGGAUGAAAAUGGCCAGUUGUGCAACAUCUGUAAUGUCCGUGCUUUCAUCAAUUGCAACCGAAAACGCAAUAAAUGACUUUACUUUUUGCUUCAACUGGCUGUCCAAAUCCACUGAAAGAUCGGAAAUCCUGUCUGCAACUGUGUUUCUUGUCAGGCUGAUAUUUGCAAAAGCCUGCCGCUUUUCAGGGCACACAAUCUCUGCUGCCUUCAUCAUGCAUGUUUUUACAAAUUCACCCUCACUAAAUGGUUUUGAAGCCACUGCGAUUUCAUUAGCAAUGAGGUAGCUAGCUUUCACUGCAGCAUCACUGAUGUCUCGGCUGUGAGUAAACACAGACUGCUGUUUCUUCAGACCCGCCUUCUCUCAUCUCCGCUGUCCUUGAAAGUUGUCAUAUAUGUCGGCAUGAAGACUCACAUAGUGGCGACGAAGGUUAUAUUCUUUCAGCACUGCAACAUGCUCUGAACACACCAAACAUACAGCUUUCCCAUUCAAUUCCGUGAAUAAAUAGGAUGACAAUUUUUCUUGGAACACUCUGCACUCUGCGUCCACUUUUCUCUUUUUUGACAGAGACAUAUUGGGGCAAUGAGGGUGCCAAAGCACAUAAUGUUAAAAGUAGAAGCCGUAAUAAAUAUCGCGGGCAAAACAAAGUAGCUCAUUGGCUGCACGUGCUUGACCUACUUGCUCUGCCCCGGUAUAAACAGUUUGCUUGCUUAACACAAUUGCUAUUGCGCCAUCCAGUGGACGCAAUUGGAACAGCAGUUUAUUUUAUUGAAAAAUUGCAGCGCAUUUUUAUACUUUACACAAAAAAAAAAACACAAAAAAAUCCGAAAUCAUCUCGCGGGCCGGAUUAAACCCGUUUGCGGGCCUGAUCCGGCCCGCGGGCCGUACGUUUGACACCCCUGGGUUAGAGCGUUGGGCCUGUAACCUAUUUCGAAUCCAGGACCCGACAAGGUGAAGAAUCUGGACGUGCCUUUGAGCAAGGCGCUUAACCCCAAUUGCUCCAAGGUCAAACCCUGGCCAUGACCCAUGACUCUCCAAGGGUGUCUGUCACAGGGAGAGUUGGGAUGUGCAACAAAAAACGAAUAAUAACAUUUCCAAUUCACACAAUGCAUAUUAAUACACACUGGACGAAUAUAAACACCCACCAAAUUAUUAUUAUUUUAACUAGUGCCCUAUGGGCCCCGGUCAAAUGUAGUGCACUUUAUAGGGAUUAGGGUACGACCCUGGCUCCGUUCGAUCUGGUGUUUGGAGGUCUGGGGAGAUCAGAGAGGACUUUGCCGCCAUACCUCUUCAAAUAUUUGUGUAGUUCAUUGAGCAAUCAACAGUCGGGAACAUAAAUAUGUCUAAUCUCAUUUUGGGUUUCAAUCCACUUAGAUUGUUCUUUUGUUUCUUAGAUUGUUGAGUUGUUUCUGGUUUCAUGCCCCUUCCCCUAAUCAAAGUUGUACGUCUGCCACCGACAUGGAAUAUUACUAACCGUUGAGUGAAUAUAUUACUAGACCUUUGGUUUGUGUGAUUCUAGCGAGCAUGCUGUCCAGUCAGCUACUCAUUGUGCGAUAUCCCUGUGAACUUGCAAUCACAGAAAUAGAAUGACCAUACAUUAACUUGAAUGCGGGUCCCAUUCUAUGAAUUGUAUUUCUAUGCUUGCAAUAUCCAUUUGAAAAUGUUUAAGCACAUCCUUUUGUAUGGAAUGGAUUCUUUCCCAUUUCAUUCCAGGCCCAUAAAUCGACUAUCUGGCAAGUGAGACAUCUGCCCCAGAACAGAGACAUCUUUAUGACGGCAGGAGGAGCUGGAAACCUUCAUCUAUGGAAAUAGUAAGUAACUUUAUCUAUUCUUCACUUACUUGGUCAAAUGGAUUUCAAUGUAUAUAACCUUAGAAACAUGUCUCUAUAAUGGUAAACUAGUUAAGACUCAAAAUAAAUGCUCUUCACUCCUGGUUCUGGAGGGACACUGCUGGUACAGUAUAUGGGCUGAAUCCUAACUUGAGAUAAACAUGCAUAAUUGGCAUCAGUGCAUGAUGUACUGUAUGUGAAAGUCUGAGUUAUGCGCUUAUAUCUCAAGUUACAUGUAGGAUUUAGCCCUGAAUGAGUCUAGAGUCUAGACUAGUGUGUAGAUGCAUCCUUGAUUCCUGCUGUCUUCUGUCCUGUUAACAGUGAAUACCCUGCUCAGAUGAUUUACUGUCUUCUGUCCUGUUAACAGUGAAUACCCUGCUCAGAGGAUUUAUUGUAUUCUGUCCUGUUAACAGUGAAUACCCUGCUCAGAGGAUUUAUUGUCUUCUGUCCUGUUAACAGUGAAUACCCUGCUCAGAGGAUUUAUUGUCUUCCGUCCUGUUAAUAGUGAAUACCCUGCUCAGAUGAUUUACUGUCUUCUGUCCUGUUAACAGUGAAUACCCUGCUCAGAGGAUUUACUGUCUUCCGUCCUGUUAACAGUGAAUACCCUGCUCAGAGAUUUAUUGUCUUAUGUCCUGUUAACAGUGAAUACCCUGCUCAGAGGAUUUAUUGUCUUUGUCCUGUUAAUAGUGAAUACCCUGCUCAGAGGAUUUAUUGUCUUCUGUCCUGUUAACAGUGAAUACCCUGCUCAGAGGAUUUACUGUCUUCUGUCCUGUUAACAGUGAAUACCCUGCUAAGAGGAUUUACUGUCUUCUGUCCUGUUAACAGUGAAUACCCUGCUCAGAGGAUUUAUUGUCUUCUGUCCUGUUAACAGUGAAUACCCUGCUCAGAGGAUUUACUGUCUUCUGUCCUGUUAACAGUGAAUACCCUGCUCAGAGGAUUUAUUGUCUUUGUCCUGUUAAUAGUGAAUACCCUGCUCAGAGGAUUUAUUGUCUUCUGUCCUGUUAACAGUGAAUACCCUGCUCAGAGGAUUUACUGUCUUCUGUCCUGUUAAUAGUGAAUACCCUGCUCAGAGGAUUUAUUGUCUUCUGUCCUGUUAACAGUGAAUACCCUGCUCAGAGGAUUUACUGUCUUCUGUCCUGUUAACAGUGAAUACCCUGCUAAGAGGAUUUACUGUCUUCUGUCCUGUUAACAGUGAAUACCCUGCUCAGAGGAUUUACUGUCUUCUGUCCUGUUAACAGUGAAUACCCUGCUCAGAGGAUUUAUUGUCUUUGUCCUGUUAAUAGUGAAUACCCUGCUCAGAGGAUUUAUUGUCUUCUGUCCUGUUAACAGUGAAUAACCUGCUCAGAGGAUUUACUGUCUUCUGUCCUGUUAACAGUGAAUACCCUGCUCAGAGGAUUUAUUGUCUUCUGUCCUGUUAACAGUGAAUACCCUGCUCAGAGGAUUUACUGUCUUCCGUCCUGUUAACAGUGAAUACCCUGCUCAGAGGAUUUACUGUCUUUGUCCUGUUAAUAGUGAAUACCCUGCUCAGAGGAUUUAUUGUCUUUGUCCUGUUAACAGUGAAUACCCUGCUCAGAUGAUUUACUGUCUUCUGUCCUGUUAACAGUGAAUACCCUGCUCAGAGGAUUUAUUGUCUUUGUCCUGUUAAUAGUGAAUACCCUGCUCAGAGGAUUUACUGUCUUCUGUCCUGUUAACAGUGAAUACCCUGCUCAGAGGAUUUAUUGUCUUUGUCCUGUUAAUAGUGAAUACCCUGCUCAGAGGAUUUACUGUCUUCUGUCCUGUUAACAGUGAAUACCCUGCUCAGAGGAUUUAUUGUCUUCUGUCCUGUUAACAGUGAAUACCCUGCUCAGAGGAUUUACUGUAUUCUGUACUGUUAACAGUGAAUACCCUGCUCAGAGGAUUUACUGUCUUCUGUCCUGUUAACAGUGAAUACCCUGCUCAGAGGAUUUACUGUCUUCUGUACUGUUAACAGUGAAUACCCUGCUCAGAGGAUUUACUGUCUUCUGUACUGUUAACAGUGAAUACCCUGCUCAGAGGAUUUAUUGUCUUUGUCCUGUUAAUAGUGAAUACCCUGCUCAGAGGAUUUACUGUCUUCUGUCCUGUUAACAGUGAAUACCCUGCUCAGAGGAUUUACUGUAUUCUGUACUGUUAACAGUGAAUACCCUGCUCAGAGGAUUUAUUGUCUUUGUCCUGUUAACAGUGAAUACCCUGCUCAGAGGAUUUACUGUCUUUGUCCUGUUAAUAGUGAAUACCCUGCUCAGAGGAUUUAUUGUCUUUGUCCUGUUAACAGUGAAUACCCUGCUCAGAGGAUUUACUGUCUUCUGUCCUGUUAACAGUGAAUACCCUGCUCAGAGGAUUUAUUGUCUUUGUCCUGUUAAUAGUGAAUACCCUGCUCAGAGGAUUUAUUGUCUUUGUCCUGUUAAUAGUGAAUACCCUGCUCAGAGGAUUUAUUGUCUUCUGUCCUGUUAACAGUGAAUACCCUGCUCAGAGGAUUUACUGUCUUCUGUCCUGUUAAUAGUGAAUACCCUGCUCAGAGGAUUUAUUGUCUUCUGUCCUGUUAACAGUGAAUACCCUGCUCAGAGGAUUUACUGUAUUCUGUACUGUUAACAGUGAAUACCCUGCUCAGAGGAUUUACUGUCUUCUGUACUGGUAACAGUGAAUACCCUGCUCAGAGGAUUUACUGUCUUCUGUCCUGUUAACAGUGAAUACCCUGCUCAGAGGAUUUACUGUCUUCUGUACUGUUAACAGUGAAUACCCUGCUCAGAGGAUUUACUGUCUUCUGUCCUGUUAACAGUGAAUACCCUGCUCAGAGGAUUUACUGUCUUCUGUCCUGUUAACAGUGAAUACCCUGCUCAGAGGAUUUACUGUCUUCUGUCCUGUUAAUAGUGAAUACCCUGCUCAGAGGAUUUAUUGUCUUCUGUCCUGUUAACAGUGAAUACCCUGCUCAGAGGAUUUACUGUAUUCUGUACUGUUAACAGUGAAUACCCUGCUCAGAGGAUUUACUGUCUUCUGUCCUGUUAACAGUGAAUACCCUGCUCAGAGGAUUUACUGUCUUCUGUACUGUUAACAGUGAAUACCCUGCUCAGAGGAUUUACUGUCUUCUGUACUGUUAACAGUGAAUACCCUGCUCAGAGGAUUUAUUGUCUUUGUCCUGUUAAUAGUGAAUACCCUGCUCAGAGGAUUUACUGUCUUCUGUCCUGUUAACAGUGAAUACCCUGCUCAGAGGAUUUACUGUAUUCUGUACUGUUAACAGUGAAUACCCUGCUCAGAGGAUUUAUUGUCUUUGUCCUGUUAACAGUGAAUACCCUGCUCAGAGGAUUUACUGUCUUUGUCCUGUUAAUAGUGAAUACCCUGCUCAGAGGAUUUAUUGUCUUUGUCCUGUUAACAGUGAAUACCCUGCUCAGAGGAUUUACUGUCUUCUGUCCUGUUAACAGUGAAUACCCUGCUCAGAGGAUUUAUUGUCUUUGUCCUGUUAAUAGUGAAUACCCUGCUCAGAGGAUUUAUUGUCUUUGUCCUGUUAAUAGUGAAUACCCUGCUCAGAGGAUUUAUUGUCUUCUGUCCUGUUAACAGUGAAUACCCUGCUCAGAGGAUUUACUGUCUUCUGUCCUGUUAAUAGUGAAUACCCUGCUCAGAGGAUUUAUUGUCUUCUGUCCUGUUAACAGUGAAUACCCUGCUCAGAGGAUUUACUGUAUUCUGUACUGUUAACAGUGAAUACCCUGCUCAGAGGAUUUACUGUCUUCUGUACUGGUAACAGUGAAUACCCUGCUCAGAGGAUUUACUGUCUUCUGUCCUGUUAACAGUGAAUACCCUGCUCAGAGGAUUUACUGUCUUCUGUACUGUUAACAGUGAAUACCCUGCUCAGAGGAUUUACUGUCUUCUGUCCUGUUAACAGUGAAUACCCUGCUCAGAGGAUUUACUGUCUUCUGUCCUGUUAACAGUGAAUACCCUGCUCAGAGGAUUUACUGUCUUCUGUCCUGUUAACAGUGAAUACCCUGCUCAGAGGAUUUACUGUCUUCUGUCCUGUUAACAGUGAAUACCCUGCUCAGAGGAUUUAUUGUCUUUGUCCUGUUAAUAGUGAAUACCCUGCUCAGAGGAUUUACUGUCUUCUGUCCUGUUAACAGUGAAUACCCUGCUCAGAGGAUUUACUGUCUUCUGUCCUGUUAAUAGUGAAUACCCUGCUCAGAGGAUUUACUGUCUUCUGUCCUGUUAACAGUGAAUACCCUGCUCAGAGGAUUUACUGUAUUCUGUACUGUUAACAGUGAAUACCCUGCUCAGAGGAUUUACUGUCUUCUGUACUGUUAACAGUGAAUACCCUGCUCAGAGGAUUUACUGUCUUCUGUCCUGUUAACAGUGAAUACCCUGCUCAGAGGAUGUACUAUCUUCUGUACUGUUAACAGUGAAUACCCUGCUCAGAGGAUUUACUGUCUUCUGUCCUGUUAACAGUGAAUACCCUGCUCAGAGGAUUUACUGUCUUCUGUCCUGUUAACAGUGAAUACCCUGCUCAGAGGAUUUACUGUCUUCUGUCCUGUUAACAGUGAAUACCCUGCUCAGAGGAUUUACUGUCAUCUGUCCUGUUAACAGUGAAUACCCUGCUCAGAGGAUUUACUGUCUUCUGUCCUGUUAACAGUGAAUACCCUGCUCAGAGGAUUUACUGUCUUCUGUCCUGUUAACAGUGAAUACCCUGCUCAGAGGAUUUACUGUCUUCUGUCCUGUUAACAGUGAAUACCCUGCUCAGAGGAUUUACUGUCUUCUGUCCUGUUAACAGUGAAUACCCUGCUCAGAGGAUUUACUGUCUUCUGUCCUGUUAACAGUGAAUACCCUGCUCAGAGGAUUUACUGUCUUCUGUCCUGUUAACAGUGAAUACCCUGCUCAGAGGAUUUACUGUCUUCUGUCCUGUUAAUAGUGAAUACCCUGCUCAGAGGAUUUACUGUCUUCUGUCCUGUUAACAGUGAAUACCCUGCUCAGAGGAUUUACUGUCUUCUGUCCUGUUAACAGUGAAUACCCUGCUCAGAGGAUUUACUGUAUUCUGUCCUGUUAAUAGUGAAUACCCUGCUCAGAUGAUUUACUGUCUUCUGUCCUGUUAAUAGUGAAUACCCUGCUCAGAGGAUUUACUGUCUUCUGUCCUGUUAACAGUGAAUACCCUGCUCAGAGGAUUUACUGUCUUCUGUCCUGUUAAUAGUGAAUACCCUGCUCAGAGGAUUUACUGUCUUCUGUCCUGUUAACAGUGAAUACCCUGCUCAGAGGAUUUACUGUCUUCUGUCCUGUUAAUAGUGAAUACCCUGCUCAGAGGAUUUACUGUCUUCUGUCCUGUUAACAGUGAAUACCCUGCUCAGAGGAUUAAGAAGGACUCAGAUGAGGUGGACAUGGGCGUGGCCGGCACUGUGAACCUGCUGCAGAACGUCACUCUGUCCACCCAGCCAAUCGCCAGCCUGGACUGGAGCCCCGAUAAGCAGGGCCUGUGUGUCUGCUCCGCCUUCGACCAGUCCGUCCGCGUCCUCAUCGUGACCAAGCUCAACCGUGUGUGAGGUGUACGGUGAAGUACCCCUAGGUGCUGAACUUGGGUCAGUUUUGCAUCCCCCCCCCCCCCCCACUAAUGGGUAUGGUUAGUCCCAGACUGACCUGGACACCACCAGAUGGGGGAGGGAGGAGGGGGGUACAUCAGAAGCAGGUGUAUGAAAGCUGUGGCCAUUCAAUGUACCUAAUUAGCAAAGUAAUGUCGGUGGUGAAGGUGGUGAACACCAGCAGGACUGUGACCCAACUAGCUCUAUAUCUUCAAGGCCUGCUAGUCCAAGUUAAAAUGACUAACAUAACACCCAGUUGGCCUCCAUGGAUGGCAGUGAGAAACUCUGCUCCUCUCUCAUAUCUCCCCUAAAGAGAUAGAGAGAGAGUCUCUCUCUCUCUCUCCUUCUCUCUUUCUAUUUCUCAGCGAGAGAGAUAGGAGGGGAGAGCGUAGUUUGUGUAGAGUCCGGAGAGCUAUAGCGCGCAGAUCUCCAGCUAUCUCGAUCGAAGCUCUCUAUAUCGAGCUCUCUCUUCUAUCUAUCACUCUAUCUCUCUAUCUCUAUCUAUCUUCUCUCUCUCUCUCUCUCUCUAUCUCUCGCUCUCUCUCUCUCUCUCUCU
Messenger RNA from Coregonus sp. 'balchen', 22929 nucleotides. Lineage: Eukaryota; Metazoa; Chordata; Actinopteri; Salmoniformes; Salmonidae. The record is from the annotation of a GenBank genome assembly.